GUGACCUCUCCGCAUCUUUGGGCCCUUUAAUGUGUUUCACCUUGGACCACUUGUUGUGACCCGCACACAGGGCGGGGCUCAGGUGGAGCGCCCUCCACACCUGUAGUAGGUCUGGCUCACACCGGGCGGCGAGAAUGCAGGUAGGACUAACCCGAUGAAGGGGUUGCAGGGUAUGGAGAGCCCGCAGAGCCAACCGCCCCGCCAUGCCCUUCACACAAAUACAGGUAGGUGACCCAGCAGAGCGAAAGACAAGAUGAGGCCAUAUAUCCUCAAAACAACUGCAGAAGGAGGAGGAGGCAGUGGUUACUCGCUCUCCUCCCCAUAAGCGGAUCAGGAAGGAGCCCAGACUCAAUUGAUUAUUGGGAUUCCAAACCAGAAAGGGAUGAGACAACAUGGAAAGUUAUUCAACGUAUCGGUGAUGUUGCCGGCAGUGGGAGUUGGUCUUUUGGCUCUUUUUCACAGUGCAAUAACUGUGACUGCAUUGGUGGACUCUGAUGAUGUCAUCACUCGAGAUGAACAGAUCUACGUGCUGAUUGGUGCGCACGCCAAUUGUGAAAAGAGCAUCAAGGCACAAAUGGCACUUGCGCAAGAAGGUGAAUGUAUCCCCGAGUGGGACGGGAUCAUCUGCUGGCCAAGGAGCAAGUCGGGUCAGCUGGUGUCUGUUCUGUGUCCGGAGUACAUUUAUGACUUUAAUCACAGAGGUCGGGCUUACCGCCAAUGUGACGCAUCUGGUAACUGGGAGCAGGUGUCCAUCAUCAACCGCACGUGGGCCAACUACAGCGAGUGCACCGCCUAUUUGUCGUCAAAUUAUAGGAACCAGGAAGAGGUGUUUGAAAGACUCCAUCUCAUGUACACUGUUGGCUACUCCAUCUCUCUGGCAUCCCUGUUGGUGGCUGUCUCCAUACUCUGCUACUUCAAGCGGCUCCACUGCACACGCAAUUACAUCCACGUCCACCUCUUCACCUCCUUCAUAUGUAGAGCAGUCAGCAUCUUUGUGAAGGACGCUGUGCUCUACUCAGUGACAGUUGAGAGUGAAGAAGAACCUGAGCUUGCAGGACACAAGCAGCAUAUGGCUGGCUGCAAAGUAGCUGUCACGCUCUUCCUUUAUUUUUUGGCCACCAACCAUUACUGGAUUUUAGUGGAGGGCUUGUACCUACACAGCCUUAUCUUCAUGGCUUUCCUCUCUGAUAAGAACUACCUGUGGGCCUUAACUGUCAUUGGGUGGGGUGUUCCUGCUUUAUUUGUGUCCAUCUGGGUCAGUGUGCGAGCAUCGCUGGCAGACACACAAUGCUGGGACAUCAGUGCUGGGAACCUGAAGUGGAUUUAUCAAGUUCCCAUUCUGGCGGCCAUUGUUGUGAAUUUCCUCCUCUUUGUCAACAUUAUACGUGUUCUAGCCUCCAAACUGUGGGAGACAAACACUGGCAAACUGGAUCCCCGACAACAAUACAGGAAGCUCCUCAAGUCAACGCUGGUGCUUAUGCCCUUAUUUGGAGUCCACUACAUGGUCUUUAUGGCUCUUCCUUACACUGAAGUGUCGGGGCUGCUGUGGCAGGUGCAGAUGCACUACGAGAUGUUCUUCAACUCGUCACAGGGCUUCUUCGUGGCCUUUAUCUACUGCUUCUGCAACGGCGAGGUGCAAGCAGAGGUAAAGAAGGCAUGGCUAAGAAGAAGCUUAGCGUUGGACCUGAAGCAAAAAGCCAGGAUAACCAGCAGUAACGGCGGCGGCAGCUGUUACUACGGGGGCAUGAUGUCUCACACCACCACUCACAGUGUCUGCAUGUCCGCCGCACAUCCCCGAGCGUUUCCCCUCGGCACCAACAUAGGGUCCAGGUUACCUCGCCACGCCCCCCUCUAUGCACAGAGCAGUCUACCCGGAUACGCGGUCAGCUAUUGUGAGACAUCGGGCCUCCAGCAGGAGAUGGCAGCGAGGAGGUCGGGAGGGAGCGAAUCCGGAGUUGUCUUUGCAAGGCAUGCAAGAGGAUGCAAGAGACAGGAGGACAAAAGCUGUGGGGCUUCAACACAGACCCCUCCGGAAGAUGAUGCCGACACCUCCUUGUCUGUUAAAGAGCUGGAAACUGCCUUGUAAAAACUGUGGGAUGCCAGGAUCCUGAAUAAGGAUGGUAGGUGAAACCACACAAUCUAAUUGUAUCCAAUACAAGAAAUAUAUGUAUAUAUUUUUAAAUAUAGUUGAGGUUUCUGUGGUUUAUUCGUUAUACAGUGCUUAAUACCGGGGUAAAGUGGAAUAUGUAUUAGGUCAGGAAAAAACACAGACACUAUUUCAUCCCUACAAGCCUGUUUUGAAACAGGCUUGUAGGGAUGAAAUAGCCAGUGCUACAGUGUUGUGUUUACAGGAAAAAACGCAGAAAUUAUUUCAUCCCUACAAGCCUUAACCGUAGUCAGCCAUAACAGGCUUGUAGGGAUGAAAUAGCCUCUGUGUUUUUUCCUGACUUAACGUAUAUAUUUUCAAAUAUAUAAAUCAAAGGAAAAUGGAGGGGAAAAAAACAAACAUCUGAUACAAGCAGAGGUGAAAAAAUUUUAAAAACACCAAAAAAAGGAAAAAAAAAACGAGCCAGUACAAAGAAUGGAUGGAUGGAUGGGUUAUUAAAUUAGUAUUAUUAGAAACCACAAAUGUGUUCAAUUAUACACAAAGAGGAAAAGUGAAACACAACCUUUUGUAAAAAAAAAAAGUUUGUCUUCUCUUAUUUAACAAUCAGUAUAUUGUUAAAUAAAUAAGACUGUAGGGUUGCCGCUAUCGAUUAGUUUAGUAAUAGAGUGACUAGUUGUCUUGAUUUUGAGAUGCACAUGGAAUGCACAAAUGUAGCUUGCAGGUAAAAGAUUAUUCAAAUACACUUAUAGUCAAGCUCUCGUCUACACAGACACUCUCAUGCAGAGAUGUGCACGUAAAACAGAAUUUUGCUUCCACAAAAAACAAGGUUACACUUGCGGUAAGGCGUGCCACAGCAGUCAAUUCCCGAGCGCUGAAUAAAGUGCGAUACUGGUUUGAGAAGGUUGUGGAAUUAGUAAUACAAUUCAGGUGGACCGAACAGCGCUCUGAAGCAGGGGUCAAGUUGCAUCAGGAUGGACAAACCGAAACAGGUAAAUAAACCAAAAUAUGAGCGCUAGAGCGGAACUAAAUCAUAAAAAAACGGAAAAUGCCAACAAAGUUGUGUGACAAGCCGUGACAAAUCUUUUGAUUACUAUCUUCUAUUUAUGGAGUAAUGGGAUAAAACACACUUUAUAGCCCUCAACGUGUAUUUUAGGGGAAAUAGUUGAAAUACAAACAUUUUUUUCUGCUUCUUACAACCUACCUUUUUUCUAACAAAUUCACAUCAACUUUGAAAUAGCAUUUUUCAAUAAAAAAAUGUACGAAAAAAGCUUUCAUGCUGUUCGGCGCCACAGAGCGCUUUAAUGUGUGCUCCAUUGCAUGUGGCUGUGCGGAAACUAUGACCAUGAAUUUAAAGAUCUGCGUGCUGCCUGUGGUCCCGGUUUUAUAAUUUUUUAUAAGUUACACUCAUUAAUCGAUUAAUCGAAAAAACAGUACAUAUAUCUAAGCUCAACUUAAUUGAUUAAUUGCUGCAGCCCUGUUUGGCUGUCCAAGUUAACACGUUAACUCAUGCGAUUGGUCACAAAACAUUAUCACAAUAAUCAUGUAUAUACAAAGAUUAAUCAGACUAUUUAGUUUGAGAGCCCAUGCUUCUUUACCUUAACGGCGGAUGGUUACUUGAAAGGCAGCUGUAAAGGUUGUUACGCGGUCAGGGAUCAAGUCAGUGCAAGGAUGAGAGAGGAGAGUUGGCUGGCAAAAUAAACCCCGGCGGGACUUUGAAUGAAAGAGCAGUUUACCAGUGAAAUUGCAUUUGUGUCAAAAUGUUUGGGUAUUUUAAAGUUAAUGCACACAAGUAAUUUACUACGAUUAAUGACAAUUAAUCAAAUAUUACAUUGCAUUUGUGUCAACUUUUUUGGGUAUUUUCAAAGUUAAUGCACACAAGUAAUUUACUACGAUUAACGACAAGUAUUCAAAUAUAAAAUGCAAAGACGUUUAAAAUACAAAAAGAAAUUGGGAGGAGGAGAAAAAUCCUAUAUAAAAUUAUAAAUCAAUAAUUAUGUCUUCUGUCAGAAUUUCACAAUUAGCGAUGAAUGUAUAUAUAAACAUGGAAAAAAAGAAAACAGGAACAUUUCACUUUAAAAUAAACCAAUACGGGAUAAAACCUUUGGCAAUGUUUGAAAAUAUGAAUUAAAACAUUCAAAAAUGUUCUUGGAUGACAUUCUGACAAUUAAAUAUUGGGGUCUUUUUUUUGUGGUAAUUUAAAUCAUGCAUGCAUGCAAUCUACUGUGAAUAUUCAAAAUGCAAAAGUUUGUUUCAUCUGAGCAAAACGUUGAAUCGUUUAACGGCGCUAAUAAUACAUUUGAAAAAAAUAUAAUUGGAAUUUUUUUUUUUCAAGAAUGAUAGUCAAUAAUUGUUUUCUGUAAAAGUUUUACAAUAUGUGAAUAUACAAACAAAACAAAAAAACACACAAUUUGUAUCAUUCAUUAUUAUCAUUUAUUAUCAUUCAUUUUUUAAAAAUACACAUGAAAAUGGGAAAAUUAUGUUUAUUAUCAUUGUUGUUGUGUAGUGGUGUACUGAACUACUCCAGUAUUGUAUUGGAUGUAAAUAGAUUGUGUGGUUGCAUCUAAUAAGGGGGCAUACUUUUAAUUGUGUCAUCAUUUAAAUUGUAUCCAAGCAAAGAUUGUAUUGUUUUCUCUAGUUUUCCACCCAUCAUUUGAAAUGGUGUCUUUUAAAGUCCCAUCCUACAUUUGGCCUCAAUAAGUAGACCAAAACAAGCUCCUCUGUUGACAUGUGAGCAUUUUUAUUAAUGUAUUGUAGUAAGUAGAGUGGUGGGCAUUACAAUCCUGUUACCAAGCUCACUAUCCAAAUAUCCAAUAUUAUGCCUCUUCGCCUGCUGUGGUCAGACAGGUCUAGACGGGCAGGGUGCUCGCUUCACUGGUAGCCUUGUCUCUGUUCAUUCAUCAGCCGUGACAGGCCUUAGGGCGCUGGUGCAAAGGCUGGACAUCGCCACCUUCCUCUGAGACUUUAUAAUCUCGCAACACCAUCAUGAAUUUCACACGUUAGCCUCAGGAAUGGACGCAGAGCUGCAGAGGCGGCACUCACGCUUGGUUAUGUGUGUGUUCUAUUUUUAUACUCACAUUAGGAAUGCACAUUGUUGAUUGGCACUGUGAGCAGAUAUAUUAAUUUGGAAAUAUGUUUAUUGUUAUAUUUGUGGUUUGCACUGCUUUUUUGCUCUCAUUGCUAAAUAAGAUCAGUAGUAUUAAGUAAGGUUGAGCGAUACUGCAAAAUAUUGUAUCGAUCCUUUUGCUUUCAAGCCUUUUGAAUGAUUUUAGUGAUUUGUCUUUUAAUAUUUUGAUCAUGAUUAUAAUCAGAAUAAAACACAUGAUAAUUAUAUUAGGAAAAUAUAAAAA
Nerophis ophidion (straightnose pipefish) is the source of this 5454-nucleotide messenger RNA. It is a transcript of the gene pth3r, whose product is annotated as parathyroid hormone 3 receptor. Bases 383 to 2086 code for a protein of 567 amino acids. The transcript is spliced from 15 exons. Gene Ontology annotation, biological process: adenylate cyclase-modulating G protein-coupled receptor signaling pathway; cell surface receptor signaling pathway. Gene Ontology annotation, molecular function: G protein-coupled peptide receptor activity; parathyroid hormone receptor activity; peptide hormone binding. Lineage: Eukaryota; Metazoa; Chordata; Actinopteri; Syngnathiformes; Syngnathidae. The record is from RefSeq and is a predicted model, not a curated record. Gene Ontology annotation, cellular component: plasma membrane.